Molecule: messenger RNA, 2151 nt
Organism: Suillus fuscotomentosus
Lineage: Eukaryota; Fungi; Basidiomycota; Agaricomycetes; Boletales; Suillaceae
Product: amino acid transporter
Exons: 13
Coding region: 1-2151 (716 amino acids)
Biological process (GO): amino acid transmembrane transport
Molecular function (GO): amino acid transmembrane transporter activity
Source: RefSeq, a predicted model, not a curated record
AUGUCAUCAAAGCCAGUCAAUAUUGGCAGUCCACGGCCGGACAAUGCCUUUCAUUCGGGAACACCAACACCAAUUGGCACACCCGAUCUCCGCGCUUGGCGCGCGCAGUAUACUGGAACACCUCCAGUGCCUAAUAUUCCUGCGCGCUAUACACCAGAAAGCCUCACUAGUGGCUCUCUAGGUCAGAGCCUGCUUCCACAAAGCGAAUUUCUAGGCAAGGCCUAUCGUUUACCUCCUACUGGAAUUAGCCCACGGCCGUCAAGCACCAUUACACCUGCAAGUGGUAUUGAUCCUGCUGCUCUUGACUUCGGCACUCCCCAAGACGAUCACAAGGCCAGGGUCAUUAGGCGUCAUCUUUUGAUGCGAGAGGAGAGACAGAACCGGGGAGACGUGAACUCAAUAUCUGGUUCAGAAUUAGACGGUCGCGUCCCCAACGAUGAAGUUCCAUCUACAGGUUCCUCUACUCCGCCUCCAGCAACUUUCAGAGAGGAAUCGGAGGCAUUUCCUAUACCUUACGAAGCUCCGGGUGCAGAUAUUACCCAUGAUAUCUACAAAUGGCACACGGAUCAGCGCCGUCAGGCUGUGCGCCCUCGUGCCACUUCUUUCUCAGGCUCUGUGACACCAUCAAAUCCUGCCUUCGAGCACAUACACGAGCCUGGAGGUUUCAGACGAAACUAUGUCUUGAUGCGCGCGAAUGAGAAUGGUGGAGAGGAGCCACGUCCGACCAACAACUUCAUCGAUUUUCUGUACAUAUAUGGUCAAUUCGCUGGAGAAGAUCUCGAGGAAGAAGAGGAAGACAGGGCUGAUGACGAAGAAGCUACCAUUCGUGCUGCUCCUUCUGAGCUCGAGGUCCACAUAGCAGUCGAUGAAACCCAACCUUUGCUCAAGCCUCGCUCAAUGUCGCGCUCUAGACGGAGAGCUGCUUCUGUGGGUCCUCAUGGAGAUGCAUCAGUCACAUCAGCCGUUCUGAUGGCAAGUCUCCUUCUGAAAGCCUUUGUUGGUACCGGGAUCUUAUUUCUUGGGAAAGCCUUCGCCAAUGGUGGUCUCUUGUUUUCCCUUAUCAUGAUUUCUGUGGUGGCACUCGUUUCCUUAUAUUCAUUCCUACUCCUCGUCAGGACCAAGUUUGUCGUCUCCGGAUCUUUCGGAGAUAUCGGCGGUGCUCUAUAUGGUCCUUGGAUGCGUUAUUUGAUAUUAUCUUCCAUUGUAGUUUCCCAGAUUGGGUUUGUCUCUGCAUACACGAUCUUUGUAGCCGAGAAUCUAAAGGCGUUCGUGCUCGGAGUCACCAGUUGCAAGACGGAUUGGCCUGUACAAUACUUCAUCCUUGUACAACUCAUAAUCUUCGUCCCUCUGGCUCUUAUCCGUAAUCUCGCGAAGCUUAGCGCAUCUGCCCUCAUUGCGGAUGCGUUUAUCCUUGCCGGGCUGGUUUACAUAUUUAGCAGUGAGAUGACAUUCAUUGGAAAACGGGGUAUCGCCGAAGUGCAGAUGUUCAACCCCAAGGACUUCCCCUUAUUUGUCGGAACUGCCGUAUUUUCCUUCGAGGGCAUUGGUUUGGUUAUUCCCAUUACCGACGCCAUGCGUGAGCCACGCAAGUUCCCCAAGGUACUGACAGGCGUCAUGAUCGCAUUGCUUUUCCUAUUCGGUGGUGGUGGUGCAUUGUCGUACCUGACUUUCGGUUCGGAUGUGAACACUGUGGUCUUAGUCAACCUCGACCAAACAAGCAAGCUCACACAAUCUGUCCAAUUCCUGUACUCGCUCGCCAUCCUCCUUUCUAUACCCCUCCAGUUCUUCCCUGCCGUGCGAAUUCUCGAGAAUGGGCUCUUCGUGCGAAGUGGAAAGCAAGAUCCUCGUGUGAAAUGGCUCAAGAACUCGUUUCGCUUUGGGCUAGUCGCCAUAUCCACUGUCAUUAGCUGGGUUGGUGCCGCGGACCUGGACAAAUUUGUCUCGCUGAUCGGUAGCUUUGCUUGUGUUCCUUUGUGUUUCGUAUACCCAGCGAUGCUGCACUACAAGGCAGUUGCCAAAACGCGCACAGAGAAGAUCGGGGACAUUGUUCUUGGCGUAUUUGGUAUGGCCGCAAUGAUGUACACCACUGCGUUGACCAUCAAGCUGAUGGCAGAGCCUGGACCACCUGCUGACCUUCCUAGCUCGUGCUGA